UUGGCUUGGCAACACUGUCGAGAAGGCCAACUGGAACCCGAAAAUGGCGUUGAAACGAAAAGUCUAAGAAUAAUUUAAAUAAAUAAAAGUGAUUGUACUGUGCUCCCUAGUGUUUCAUUAUUUUUCGCGUUUCGCGUAUAGGAUUAUAGACAGUAUAGUAGUGUUUUAAAUUAACCAAAUCUUAAUAAAACCCAUAAAAACUAUGUCGGACUCCGGUGACGUCCAACAACCAUCCAGUCCCGCGGAACGGGAUAAGGCGCCCUCCAAAGUAAUCAUUUCCGAGGCAGAAAUUUCGUCAUUAACGCCUACGGAAUGGGUCAAUCGUUGGCAUCAACAAGAGUCCUACAUCACCACCCUGGAAAGGAAAUUUAAUCUACAAGAAGGGGAUCUCCAUGAGCUACGACAAAGCAGUGAAAGGAUCAAAAGCCAACUUCAGGAGGCACAACAAAGGGAGAAAAUGUUAGUGAGGAGGUUAACGGCUAAAGAGCAAGAGACGCAAGACUACUUGUGCCAGUUAAACGAACUGAAAAAUUCCCAAGCUCCAACAAUACCGUCUCUCCGAUCCGCCCUAUUAGAUCCAGCAGUUAACAGCAUUCUUCAGCAACUUAGGUUGGAACUUCAAGAGACCAAAACGAAACUGGAAAACAUUCAGAACGAGCUCUCUGCCUGGAAAUUCACCCCCGACAGUAACACAGGAAAACGCCUUAUGGCAAAAUGUAGACUCUUGUAUCAAGAGAACGAAGAAUUGGGCAAAAUCACUAGUUCGGGUCGCAUAGCGAAACUGGAAAGCGACCUGGCCCUACAAAAGAGUUUUUCCGAGGAAGUUAGGCAGUCACAAAACGAGCUGGACUCUUUCCUGGCCGACCUCGACGAGGACGUUGAGGGCAUGCAAAGUACAAUUUUGUUUCUUCAAACGGAAUUAAAGAGAUCGAAAGAACAAGUGCAGACGAUGCAGAAAGAGAUCAGUAUGUUGAAAGUUAGCAACGGAAGGACCAACGGUGAAAAUAGUGGUGUUUGUGAGUCUGAACGGACCGAUUCGGAUAGCGAGUUAGAGAGGACACGAGGCGCGAAAAGGGUUAGAAGGUCCUCGGUAUUAAGUCUCGAUUUUAACGAGGACGAUGCGCUAGUGAUAAGUACGAAUGGGGAUGUCGCCAUGUCUUCGGAUAUUGAAUAAGUGUAACAUGCAUGCCUUCUAUAGAAUUUUAUUACAUUCCUUACGUGUUUUUUUCUUCUUUAUUAGCGUACUAUUUUGUGCCUUUAUUUGGUUUGAAUUAGGGACUUAUAUAAAGGUGUUCACAGAUCUAAAAGUGAGUGACAAUGUUUAAAAAAACUGACGAACAGUAUAUGAAAUUUUUUCUUUUGUAUAUAUUUAAAAAUUAACUAUUGUAUAGGUUAAAUUCAAAAUAUACAUAUUUGGCUGCAACAUUGUAAAAGCUACUAUUUAAAUGACUUUAUAUUUUAUCUUAGUUUGUAUAUGGUAAAAUUGCACCGGUUAACGAAGCAUGUUUUGAAUAAACGCGCCUUGACAAGUGCGAUAAAUAUUUUAACAAA
Anthonomus grandis grandis is the source of this 1551-nucleotide messenger RNA. It is a transcript of the gene fl(2)d, whose product is annotated as pre-mRNA-splicing regulator female-lethal(2)D. Lineage: Eukaryota; Metazoa; Arthropoda; Insecta; Coleoptera; Curculionidae. Gene Ontology annotation, biological process: regulation of alternative mRNA splicing, via spliceosome. The record is from RefSeq and is a predicted model, not a curated record. The coding region runs from base 203 to 1174 and encodes 323 amino acids. Gene Ontology annotation, cellular component: nucleus. The transcript has 4 exons.